Cuscuta campestris is the source of this 2042-nucleotide messenger RNA. The record is from the annotation of a GenBank genome assembly. NCBI's taxonomy places the organism in Eukaryota, Viridiplantae, Streptophyta, Magnoliopsida, Solanales, Convolvulaceae.
GACUAUUACUUUACUUGUAUGAAGAAAUAAUCGGUGUGAAAAGAUACACGUCCCGUUUCCCAUUUGGGCCACUCGUGUAGGCUUAGCCUAACACCGCAUCAUUUAUUAUUUUUUUGAGUUUGUUCCUUGACAAAUACUUCAAUGCCAUGGCUCAUAUUCUGAACUCUGAAGUGUGUCAUAUUGCAGGAGGAUGAAGAAAGAAGCAAAAAGUUGCGUAGAAGAACUAGAGUGCAACGUCGUGAUCAUGAUGAAAAAGAGUCACCCAAAGGUGCUUCGUUUGAAUCUCCUCGGAUCACCAAGCUGCAACACUAGAGAUGUCUCUGGACCAGAAACAUCAAGGACAAAGAUGGUAGAAGAAGAACUCGCUGAUACCCGCAAUGAGAUUCAGGUGCCAAACGCGACUCCAGUUAGCAGCCCGGAUCAUAAAACAAGCAUUGACGCAGCUAGGACAUCAUCCUCGGUCUCUGGAUAUAUCUCUGAAAUCAAUUGGGACAUAAAGAAAAUCGGAUUUUCCCAUUAUUCUUUUGAUGAUGAAUCUGAUACAAAUACAGAUAGUGAAAAUCUGUGUUCUUCUCCCUCAACAACCAUGUCUUCCAAGCAAUGGACAACAGACUCCACUUUCAGUUUACAAAGAUUGUCCACAAACAACAUUCUGAGUACUAUUGCUGUUAAGGAUGAGUCACAUGUGAAAUUCUUUGAAGAAGAUCAAGAACUCAAAAAAGGAGGAGUAAAUGAUGGGAUUGGGAGAAGCUCGAUGGAACUAACAAAGAACUUGAGAAAGAUUGCAACUUUAUCCAAUAAAGCUCUCCUUGAGCCACCUCCACUGUGUUCAAUGUGUCAGCGCAAAGCACCUGUGUUUGGGAAACCGCCGAGGUGGUUCAAGUUUGCUGAGCUGGAAAACGCGACCAACGGGUUUUGUCAAGAUAAUUUCUUGGCUGAAGGUGGGUAUGGGUCCGUGCACCGCGGGGUGUUGCCAGAUGGGCAAGCUAUAGCAGUGAAGCAGUACAAAUCUACUAGUUCUCAGGGUGACCAAGAAUUUUGCUCAGAAGUCGAAGUCUUGAGCUGUGCGCAGCAUCGAAAUGUUGUGCUUUUGAUUGGGUUUUGUGUGGAGGAUGGAAGAAGGUUGCUUGUUUAUGAGUACAUUUGCAAUGGAUCCUUGGAUGCUCAUCUUUAUGGGCGCAAGAAGAAAGAUCUUUUAAGCUGGCCUGCAAGACAGAGAAUUGCAAUUGGGGCUGCCCGGGGACUGAGAUAUCUUCAUGAGGAAUGCAGAGUGGGAUGCAUUGUGCAUCGCGACAUGCGUCCAAAUAACAUUCUUCUUACCCAUGAUUUUGAGCCAAUGGUUGGAGACUUUGGACUUGCGCGAUGGCAACCCGAUGGAGACUUGGGUGUCCAAACAAGAAUAAUUGGAACAUUCGGGUACUUAGCUCCAGAGUAUGCCCAAAGUGGCGAAAUAACUGAAAAGGCAGACGUGUACUCCUUUGGUGUCAUACUUGUGGGACUCAUCACGGGAAGAAAAGCUAUGGAUGUUAACCGUCCCAAGGGCCAACAGUCCCUCACCGAGUGGGCACGGCCUUUGCUGGAAAAGAGUGCCAUUGCUGACCUUCUAGACCCUUUCUUGAUGAACUGCGGCUAUGUAGAAGAAGAGGUGUAUUCGAUGAUGCAUUGUGCCGCGUUGUGCAUCCAACGCGACCCUCUCUCACGACCUCGGAUGUCUCAGGUACUUAGGAUGUUGGAAUGUGACAUUUAAGAAUGGCAUGGGAAGAAACAUAAAAGGAGGCAUGGAUGACCAAGAAUGAUAAGAAUAUGGAACUUCCAAAAGCUUCCCACAUGAGACAAUGGAAUCAUCUAAUGAAAAGGAAAAAAUCAUUGUGGAGCCAUUUCACUCAUUGGGGAUGAUGUAUACUCACUAUAUACCUUUAAAAUUGUUAUAUACUUCUUCCGUCCCUAAAUAAUCUUUUCAUUUAUUAUCCACAAGAUCAAAUUAUUUUUUUUCUUUCCCUCUUUUAUUUGAUCUUUUGAUAAAAUAAAAUAGUCUUGUAAUC